GAAGCAAACCGCCGCGAUCUCGAGUCAGCUAUUCAAUUCUUAGACAGACAACUAUAAAAUCGCGUUUCUGAUAUACUUUAUUCUUUAAACAUCCUCCUCGAAGCAUUAAAAAGCUGCGAUUAGGUGGCCUAUAACGUCUCUGAGCUUUGCGCAUCAUGAUGGGGGAUGGUAACAGCAGGAAGUAUGGCCUCUUACAAGAUCUAUUAUUGAUCGUUGUUUCUACUGCCUCUUUUUACUACGUCGCAAAGAGUUUAAUACCGGCUCUACCCUUCCAGAACGAUGCUGAGAAAGAACAACACGAAGAAGCAAGGUUAAAAGCCGCGGCGAACCUCCGAAGAUUAAACAGAAGGGGUAGUGAUGAUGAUUCAGAUUCAGAGGAAACAGUUUCGGGGAGAGGAAAGCCUCGCCGUCCUCGUAAGGAGGACUUGAUUCUUGAUCAAUAUGAAAAUCAGAUUGCCAUGGAAGUUGUAGCUCCAGAGGAUAUUCCUGUCGGUUUUGAUGAUAUUGGUGGCCUGGACGAUAUUAUCGAAGAGUUAAAGGAAUCCGUUAUAUACCCUCUUACAAUGCCUCAUUUGUACUCGCAUUCAUCCCCUCUUUUAUCUGCACCUUCUGGUGUACUAUUAUAUGGUCCUCCAGGGUGCGGCAAAACCAUGUUGGCAAAGGCUUUGGCGCAUGAAAGUGGAGCUUGUUUUAUCAAUCUACAUAUCUCGACUCUUACAGAAAAGUGGUAUGGUGAUUCGAAUAAGCUGGUUCGCGCAGUAUUUUCUUUGGCCAGAAAAUUGCAACCCAGUAUCGUGUUCAUCGAUGAGAUAGAUGCAGUAUUGGGACAAAGACGAAGUGGUGAACAUGAAGCCAGUGGUAUGGUCAAAGCAGAAUUCAUGACACUCUGGGACGGUCUCACUUCGUCAAAUAAGAGUGGAUUACCAGCUAGAAUUAUGAUUCUUGGUGCUACAAAUAGAAUUCAAGAUAUUGAUGAGGCAAUUCUACGAAGAAUGCCCAAGAAAUUUCCUGUUUCAUUACCCUCGAACUCGCAAAGAAGGCGUAUCUUGAAUUUGAUCCUAAAAGAUACCAAAACCGAUCCAAAUAACUUCGAUAUUGAAUACCUCACAAGAGUUAUGGCUGGCAUGUCGGGAAGUGAUAUUAAGGAGGCAUGUAGAGAUGCAGCUAUGGUUCCAGUUCGAGAAUUCAUCAGAGAACAGAGGGAAAGAGGUAUGUCCAUGAGUGGGGUUGACCAUUCGAAUGUUCGAGGUGUACGGACAGAGGAUUUCUUCGGUAGAAAGGGGGGCGGACAGAUUAUCAAGGACAAUCAUGCACGACAAAUAGCUGCAGAAACUUCAUCAACAACAAGAGGCACCACGACUUCUAGUGAUGGCUACGAAGAUGUUGAAGAGAGCGUUGCUGAAUCAAUGGACUAACGAAUUUAUCACGUAUAUCUGGUCAUCUGAGUACAAUCGCGUUGUAAUAUACUAGGUAUCUAUGCACGGCGUUUGGGGGGUUUGUAAUGAUAUAGAAACAAAGAAAGGAAACCUUUUUCCUUUUAAUGAUUCAAUGAAAAUACAUUUCGUGAUGAUCUAAAUUACCAAGCAAGCUUCACCA
Molecule: messenger RNA, 1596 nt
Organism: Botrytis cinerea B05.10
Lineage: Eukaryota; Fungi; Ascomycota; Leotiomycetes; Helotiales; Sclerotiniaceae
Gene: Bcmsp1
Product: Bcmsp1
Exons: 4
Coding region: 156-1415 (419 amino acids)
Cellular component (GO): mitochondrial outer membrane
Molecular function (GO): ATP hydrolysis activity; ATP binding
Source: RefSeq, a predicted model, not a curated record